Molecule: messenger RNA, 2426 nt
Organism: Oncorhynchus keta (chum salmon)
Lineage: Eukaryota; Metazoa; Chordata; Actinopteri; Salmoniformes; Salmonidae
Product: zinc transporter ZIP13-like
Exons: 10
Coding region: 182-1327 (381 amino acids)
Biological process (GO): intracellular zinc ion homeostasis; zinc ion transmembrane transport
Cellular component (GO): membrane
Molecular function (GO): zinc ion transmembrane transporter activity
Source: RefSeq, a predicted model, not a curated record
AUACACUUCCGGUGACGUGGCUCCUCUGGAAAAGGGGAAGCCGUGGCAGGAAAGUUAGCUGCAGAAUCAGCUGGAGAGUGGAACAGCAGCGCUAGCCUACCUCACUGAGCUGGAUGGCAGGGACACACUGGUGGAAGAACUUCAGGAAUCACAACAGGGUGCUCUCUGGAACGAGGGACGGAUGAAAUCAGGAGGUGGUAGGCCCAGCUGGGCGUUGGCUGCACUGUUCACUGGUGCUGCCCUGCUGGUCAUCUCCUCCAGAGGGGCGUCCAGUGGGAAGAUGAUGUCCCAGGCAGCCAUGGCUCAUGCCACAGCCACAGCUGCUGGAUCAGGCCCAGGGCUUCCAGAUGAGUUCCUAGGCUUCCAGGCCUUAGCUGACUUCUUUGCAAGUGAACGUGCUGAUGUCUGGCUCUGCUCUUUGGUUGGGUCUGUUGCUGUAGGCCUCACUGGAAUUUUCCCCCUUCUUGUUAUUCCUAUUGAGGCAGGAGCGGCCCUCGAGACAGCGGCUGGCUGUCGGAAGCUAAAGCAGCUUCUGAGCUUUGCCAUUGGUGGUCUCUUGGGUGACGUGUUCCUCCACUUGCUCCCGGAGGCUUGGGCACAUUCCCACUCCUGCAGCCCAGACGAGAGCCAGCUCCACUACAGGACCCAGGGCCUGUGGGUUAUCAUGGGCAUGCUGUCUUUCCUUCUCCUGGAGAAGAUGUUCCCAGACGAGAACAGUCAGGAGGACUCCAUUGGUAACAGCCAGCAUGUCCCUACCUCUCAUAGCUCAGACUCCAGUAGUGAGGCGUUGUCCCACAUCAAUGGGCACCAUUCUGAUACGUGGAGCUCGCCCUGCAAGACAAAAAGCAGCUUGCAGCAAGUGCCAAAGAAAAUAAAGACAAGCGGGUACCUGAACCUGCUGGCUAACUGCAUUGACAACUUCACCCAUGGCCUGGCUGUGGCAGGGAGCUUCCUGGUCAGCAGGAAGGUUGGGUGUCUCACCACCUUUGCCAUCCUGCUCCAUGAAAUUCCCCAUGAAGUGGGUGACUUUGCCAUCCUGCUGCGUGCAGGGUUUGACCGCUGGAGUGCCGCCCGCAUGCAGCUAUCCACAGCCCUGGGAGGGGUGCUGGGGGCCUGUUUCGCCCUGUGUGCCCAGUCUCCCAGAGGGACAGAAAAUGCAACAGCAUGGAUCUUACCAUUCUCCUCGGGAGGCUUCCUGUACAUAGCCCUGGUCAACGUGGUGCCUGACCUACUGGAGGAGACCAGCCUCGGACACUCCCUGUUGCAGAUCCUGCUCCUGUGCUGUGGCAUUGCCGUCAUGGCCGUCUUGUCUGCCGUAGUGGAUUGAGCUCAAAAGACAAGCCUGCAUUACCAAAAUAUAAUUGAAAACAUCACCGCAACAUUCACUGGUCUGGGACGCAAUCCCCAUUUCUAUAAAGUUAAGUCCUCAGAUUGCAUUCAGUCGCCCUUUUUAUUAUAUUGAACUUUUUUUUUAUACUCCACCUAGUGCCAAAAGAUCCUAUCAACAUGGAUGCGAUCUGACAAUCAGAACGGCACCUUGAAUCAUGAUACCUGCUUUUUCUAUCAGGACUCGAGACCAACUGUGUUCACCUUGUCUGCUGAUCUCCGACUACGGUCUGUGUGGACACUAAUGUGCCAAACCCAGACAGAGACAGACAUUUUGAAAUCGUAAGAGAGUUAAAGAAAGCUUAUUGAAGCUUUCAUGGAAGUGACUGGACUAUCUGAGAGCAUCAGACUAUAAUGGGCAGACACUCAGUCUCAGUCUUUAUUGCACACAUGCACAUACUCAAACAGGUCAUAUCAGACACAUAUGAGAAGCUCAUGCAUACUGUACAAACUUAGUCUCACAUGGCUUUACCAUACUAAAAUGCGUACACAUUUCCUUACAUUCUUCAAAUUGUAUGCUCAUGUGCUGCUUUCUAUUUGUCUCUUUCAGGCUAAUUUAUAUUUAUUGUGUCUUAUUGGUUUCUGUAUCUGCUUGUACUGCCUAGUAUUUAUUGAAUUAUUUCAGAAAGUAACAUGGUGCAAUGUUUUUGUCAAAUUCUGUUGUGACAUCCAUCACGCACCAUUGCGUUUUCUGUAGGGUUAAUCUGUUACAUUGAUGUAUAUUCAAGCAAAAAGAGCAUGUAUUUUUCAAUUGCAUACAAUGCUAAUUUGUUAAGAGACAGUCAGACAGAUAUAUUUGAAACUCCUUAAUUAUGAGAGCUUAAUUUCAGGAAAAUAUGAUUUAGAAAUGUUAUAAUAAUAUUAUGCAAAAUAUUUUUGUGGUCUUGAUUUGACUAUAUAGUGCUUUCAGAAAGUAUUCACACCCCUUGACUUUUUCCAUGUUUUUUACAAAGUGGGAUUGAAAACAUGUUUUUUUUUUUUUAGUAAGCAAUCUACAAUACUCACGUCAAAGUUUUUUAAAUAAAUAAUUUUUAAAAAUA